UGCCUUGCAUACAUAUCUCGGCCGCUGCUGCUGCUGGCUGCAUCUGAAGCUGCGCCGCAUCUCUCUAUGAUCCGGAUUUUGAAACUGUUUUAACAAAGUUGCAUGUUAGCUAACUAUCUUAAGAUUGGACAGUCAACAUCUCUCAGUAUAUUCUUCCGCACAGAGACUGCGCCCGCACGAUGCACGGCAUUCCUUGUGCGAGGAGUCUAAACUCGUAACUGUGCUCCAGCACAGAAGUUUCUGCAGUGUUGCUUCUUUGGCUUCUUUUCCGGAGACUCUGCAUAUCGCUUCGGUGUGUGUGAGCGGCUGUUGAGCCUAGUUGUCUCUUCCUAAUUCUCAUCCACAUACGCGUAUACACGUAUUAUAGCGAACGGAUACAUUGUACACUUGUGAACCGGGCGUGUGAUCCAUCUUUGGGCGUGCUGCUGCGGCCGGGCUGACUAUGAGGUCAGGUCCGCUCCAGGAACCAGCACAAUGAAACGCCAUGUCUUGCAAAGGAUUUUCGGGAUGUCGCAGUUUAUGGCCUCACAUAGCGUGAUAUUUUGGAUUUUUUCCACGAGUUUUUUAUUAUCCCUGUAUUCGGUAAAUGCCCAAAACCGAGAUGAUUUCGCGUACGGAAGCGGUUAUCCCGGAAAUGGCCGGGCAGAGUACGUAAGAGACUGCAACGGCCGGGAUUGCUCCGCAUGCGGAUGUUACGGUGAAAAGGGUUCCAGGGGUCCGCCUGGACCCAUUGGACCUGCAGGCGAACGCGGUCUCCAAGGUCACCCCGGUCCGGAAGGACUUUCCGGCUCGAGGGGCGACAAGGGUGCCAUGGGCUUUCCCGGUGCAAUGGGGCUGAAAGGAGACAGAGGACGGACAGGAGUUCCUGGAUUUCCUGGUAUCAACGGAAUUCCGGGCAUUCCUGGUCCGCAAGGUCCAAGAGGUUAUCCAGGAAGAGACGGGUGUAACGGCACGGAUGGUCCACCUGGACCGCCUGGUCCAGGUGGAAAUGGUGGUGGCUACGGUGCGCCUGGUCCACAAGGACCGAAAGGUGAUAAAGGUGAAGCCGCGAUUGUAUUUCCUGGAGCAAAGGGCAUAAAGGGCGAUGAAGGCGCUCCUGGUCAACCAGGCUCUCCCGGUCAACCGGGAUAUGAUGGUCAAGCGGGACCGCGAGGUGAUGCAGGAGAGCCAGGAUUACCGGGACAACCGGGACCCCGUGGCCUGCCGGGCGUUGCCGGAGGAAUGGGAAUCGGUGUACAAGGUCCCAAGGGAGCCAUGGGUGAAGCUGGCCCUCCCGGAGCACCGGGCGUCGGGUGCUCGGAUCGUGGUGAACUGUGGGCUUAUAACAGUUCCUGUAUUGUCAACCCUGGUGCACAGGGCCCGCGUGGAGACAAAGGUGAACCAGGUACACCGGGCACACGAGGAUUUGAUGGUCAACCCGGUCAGCCUGGUAUUCCCGGUUCACCGGGACAGACCGGCGAGAAGGGUAUUCGCGGUCCAGUGGGUCCCCGAGGCAAAGAAGGUCGCCCAGGUCAACAAGGAAAUUACGGAGCUAAGGGUGAUAGCGGUUUCCCUGGUAAUCCCGGAUUACCCGGACCCAAAGGCGACCGCGGCAGUACGGGUGACGCCGGAUUCCCAGGUGCCAAAGGUGAUCGUGGUGCUCCAGGUAUUCCGGGUGGAGCAGGAAGGGCAGGACCAGCCGGACCACGGGGGUUAACUGGACCGAAAGGAGAUAGAGGAGCCCCAGGAGAAGAUGGUCUAUCAGGCCUUCCCGGUGGUCCUGGCCAAAGAGGGUUCCCUGGCGGCCCUGGCCUUCCCGGUAUUCCUGGAGCAGAAGGUCCAGCAGGAGUCAAAGGUGACAAGGGAGAUCGCGGUUUCCCCGGAUCGGCUGGUCUGUCCGGCACUCCAGGUCGUCCUGGUGUCCCUGGGGCCAAGGGCGAACCUGGAUUCAAAGGAGAGCCUGGUCUGCCAAUUCGUGGUCCUCCUGGCUUGGAUGGUUUGCCCGGAAAUGACGGUCUUGUUGGACCAAAAGGUGACAUGGGUCCAAAGGGUGACAGAGGAUUCCCCGGAGACUCACCCGAUGCCAUCCCCGGCCCACCAGGAUCACCUGGAGCGAAAGGUGACAGAGGCCCCGGUGGUCCUCCCGGCCGACCGGGCUUGGAUGGUCGAAUCGGACCCAAGGGAGACCGAGGUGGAAGUUGUCAAGACUGCCAGCCGGGCCAGAAGGGUGAGAAAGGAGACCGUGGGUUCGAAGGACGCAGUGGUGGCCCGGGUGAACGAGGUGCUCCUGGACCAGAAGGUCAACUCGGUGAACGCGGUGAAGAUGGUCUCCCUGGCUUGCCUGGAUUAACUGGCGCUCCGGGUAUUCCGGGAGUUCCAGGAUUUAAGGGAGACAAGGGUGAUCGCGGCUUGGAUGCAGUUGUUUCACCGGACGUCGCUCGUGGUGCUUCUGGACCAAAGGGUGACAAGGGUGACAUUGGUUUCCCUGGCCUGCCAGGACCGCUCGGUCAACCUGGUUCGGCUGGAGCUCCCGGCUUGUCCGGACAACCGGGAUUGCGCGGUGCCAAAGGAGAUCGUGGUUUCCCAGGAGCCCCGGGCGCUCCAGGAUCUCCUGGUGUGCAAGGUGCUACCGGUCCUCGAGGAGCACCUGGCAUUGGCCUGCUCGGCCCACCGGGCACACCUGGUGACAUGGGCUUACCUGGACAAAACGGUUUUCCCGGAGCAAAGGGAGACAAAGGUGAACCGGCCGAAAGAGGCGCACGUCCAGAAAUUUUGAUACCUAAAGGCGACCGAGGCGAGCCGGGCGCACCUGGACAACCUGGCACACCAGGCCUUCCGGGAUUUAAAGGUGACUUGGGACAGCCCGGACUGCCUGGCGCGUUUGGUCCUAAAGGUGAUCGUGGCUUACCAGGCCAAUUUGGCGCUCCCGGAGAACGCGGUCUUCCCGGAAUCAGAGGCGACAAAGGUGAUCGUGGUGGUCCUGGCAUGCCAGGUGCUGGCGGUGCACCUGGUCAGGACGGUGUUGUUGGAUUGCCCGGACCCAAAGGUCACAAAGGUGAUGCCGGACGAUCUCAAAUCGGUCAACCUGGUCAACCCGGAACACCGGGUGGACCUGGAGCGAAGGGCGACAAAGGACAAGUAGGCUAUCCCGGACAACCAGGCCUGCCCGGCGCCACUGGGCCAAAAGGGGACGCCGGCCGGCCCGGUCAAGAUGGAUUACCUGGUUUAAUGGGUAUGAAAGGUGGACGCGGUGAGCCCGGCUACGGUGUUCCUGGCCCACAAGGUCCCAAAGGAGAUCGUGGUCUUAACGGCCAGCCAGGCUUGCCUGGAGCAAAAGGAGACUCCGGAUUCCCCGGACAGCCAGGCAGAGUCUCGGCCAAAGGUGACAGAGGUGAUGCAGGUCGACCUGGCCAACCUGGAAACGCAGGAGCGCCUGGAAGCGCCGGCUCGCCUGGACUACCCGGCGCCCCCGGUUUGCCUGGUGCAGCAGGUUUCAAGGGAGAUGCUGGUGCACCCGGUAGGCCUGGAGUUGGAGGCGGUCCAGGACUGCCUGGUCUUCCUGGACAAAACGGUGCGAAAGGUGACCGAGGUCUACCCGGUCGAGAAGGACAGUCCGGCCAACCAGGACUGCCUGGCGCCAAGGGAGACGGUGGAUUCCCUGGUCAACCUGGUGCCAAAGGUGAACCCGGACAAGCCGCUCUUAUGGGACCAAAAGGCUUCAAAGGUGACUCUGGACUGCCCGGUGCGCCUGGACUCCCUGGUCAGCCAGGACUGCCAGGCCAAGCUGGAAUCAAAGGCGACGCCGGAAUUCCAGGACAGGGACAACCCGGACGACCUGGUCCGUCUGGAGAACCCGGUCUUCCAGGCGGUGCUGGUGCUCCCGGAGCUAAAGGAGAUCGAGGCAGCGCUGGCCUGCCGGGUCUGCCCGGAGGUCGUGGAUACAAAGGUGACGCUGGCCAGCCAGGCAUACCCGGUCAACCAGGCCUUUCGGGAGUGCCAGGUCCAAAGGGUGAUCAGGGCGGGCCCGGGGCGCCUGGCUAUCCAGGUGCCAAAGGUGAUCGCGGUCAAGCUGGAUUCCCGGGUAUUGGUGGCGCAAAGGGAGACGCCGGAACCCCUGGAACUCCUGGUCUACCAGGACAACCAGGAUUUUCUGGCGCGAAGGGAGAUAGAGGCUUUGCUGGACAGCCAGGUCUUCCGGGUGGCGAAGGAGCUAAAGGGGAUGCCGGACUACCUGGUGGUCCUGGAUUCCCCGGCGCAAAAGGCGAUCGUGGCAUUCCUGGCCAGCCUGGUCUUGGUGGCAUUAAGGGUGAUGCCGGUCUACCUGGACGCGAAGGUCAACCCGGAAACGCCGGCCUACCUGGCCAACCUGGUUUACCAGGCCAACGUGGCCAGCCAGGUAUUCCGGGAGCUGCGCAGCCCGGACCAAAGGGUGACGCAGGUUUAGCUGGUCAACCUGGUUUACCAGGACAAGCUGGAUUUAAAGGAGAUCGAGGUGCCCCUGGUCUUGACGGACAGCCCGGUGCUCCUGGUAUUCCAGGCAUCGGACGACCCGGCUUGCCCGGACCGAAAGGUGACAGUGGACUUAAUGGAAUGCCGGGUGCGCCUGGUCUGCCAGGACAGCGCGGUCAGCCGGGUCAGCCUGGAUUUGGCGGGGCGAAGGGAGACAGAGGUUCUCCUGGUCUUCCUGGAACAGCCACUCAGAUUGGACCACAAGGGCCAAAGGGUGAUCGCGGAUUAGACGGUGCUCCGGGCUUGCCAGGCGUGGGUGGUGCCAAAGGUGAUCGAGGUAUUCCCGGACUUGGUGGUGUCCCUGGCAUCAAGGGUGACAGAGGAUUCGCUGGCCAACCUGGACAACCCGGCUUCCCAGGUCAAAACGGCCCUAAGGGUGACAGAGGUGCCCCCGGCGCACCAGGUAUCCAUCGUGAUGCGUUGCUAGGACCUAAGGGAGACCGCGGAGUGCCCGGAAUGAGAGGACUUGAUGGGCGUCCGGGAGGCCCAGGAAUGCCAGGAUUACCAGGUGUGAAGGGAGAUAUUGGACCACGUGGUUCGGACGGUUUGCAGGGACCACCUGGCUUGCCGGGAGGCCGCGGAAAUCCUGGAUUAAUGGGAUCUCCAGGAGAACGCGGCAAUCCAGGUCUACAAGGGCCUCCUGGUGUUCCUGGAGCUCCGGGUGGUGCUCUUUCGUAUCAGACCGGCUUCUUGCUUGUCCGUCACUCCCAAUCGGAAGCCGUACCAAUGUGUCCCAGCGGUCUCACACAGAUGUGGACUGGCUACUCUUUGCUGUACAUCGAAGGAAACGAAAAGAGUCAUAAUCAAGAUCUUGGUGGAGCUGGUUCGUGCCUGCAGAGAUUUAGCACGAUGCCAUUUAUGUUCUGUGAUGUGAACAACGUGUGCAAUUAUGCCUCGCGAACCGAUAAGUCAUUCUGGCUGAGUACCACAGCACCUCUUCCGAUGAUGCCUAUAGACGGCAACGAACUGCAGCAGUACAUCAGUCGCUGCGUAGUAUGCGAGGCACCGGCCAAUGUUAUUGCCGUGCACAGCCAGUCUCUGGAUGUGCCGGAUUGCCCAUCCGGAUGGAGAGGUCUAUGGAUUGGUUACAGCUUUGCAAUGCACACUGGCGCUGGUGCCGAAGGUGGCGGACAGCAACUUGCCAGCCCUGGAUCUUGCCUUGAAGAUUUCCGAACAACUCCUUUUAUUGAAUGUAACGGCGGUCGGGGUACUUGCCAUUACUAUGCGAAUGAAUUUUCGUUCUGGUUAUCAACUGUGGAUGACAACAAUCAGUUCGGUCGACCGGAGAGUCAAACGCUCAAAGCCGGAAAUGUCCGUUCUCGUUGCAGUCGGUGUCAAGUCUGCCAGCGCAUUGUUUAAAGAUCACUAACACACAAAAGAACAAAAAAGGACGAAUUGCUCAUUCUUCUUUUCUACUACAAGAUGUCAGUGCAUUUAUGAUAAUGACACGAUUGCAUUUGUCGGUGCCGUGUUAAACGGUGCCCAGGAUGGUCAACAAAGAUCCUAAUUGCUUGGCGGGUUAGGUUUUGGAUUCAAGUCAUUUUCCGGUUAAACACUGCCUUUGUUUUGUUUAGAUUACGCCUUUAUUUGCUCUUUUGCUGCAGUCACUCAUCUCUUUGAUAUUCUCGCAUUUACAAAAUUUUGUUUGUCUGCGACUUUUUUGCGCUCUUGAGCUUUUAUAUCGAGACAAAGAUUUGUGUAUUUGUUAUGUUGUCCAGAAGAUUACUUAUUGGC
Messenger RNA from Paramacrobiotus metropolitanus, 6222 nucleotides. Its product is annotated as collagen alpha-2(IV) chain-like. NCBI's taxonomy places the organism in Eukaryota, Metazoa, Tardigrada, Eutardigrada, Parachela, Macrobiotidae. Gene Ontology annotation, molecular function: extracellular matrix structural constituent. Gene Ontology annotation, cellular component: collagen trimer. The record is from RefSeq and is a predicted model, not a curated record. Bases 475 to 5847 code for a protein of 1790 amino acids. The transcript is spliced from 41 exons.